This is a messenger RNA of Malania oleifera, 1779 nucleotides long. RefSeq lists its product as uncharacterized. The transcript has 2 exons. The coding region runs from base 34 to 1293 and encodes 419 amino acids. Lineage: Eukaryota; Viridiplantae; Streptophyta; Magnoliopsida; Santalales; Ximeniaceae. The record is from RefSeq and is a predicted model, not a curated record.
CCCGCUCUCUUGAGCUUUGAAUCUGGUAAGGACAUGGGGAAGACUCGCCGCAAAAACAUGCUUGCGAAGUAUUCAAUCCGGGCGGAUUACAUUGUAAGGGCCCUGGAUUUCAUAGUGGACAAGGGAGGAAAUCGAUCCUCCUGGGUUGAGAAGAAACCCCAACAGAUCUUGGCGGAGGUUGCGAGACUCCAAGCCGAAGGCAACGGUAAGGUCCAAAUCGGACCGAAUGGAAAGAACGAGCCUUUCGUUCAUGCGUUGAAGCUCCAUAAAGAUUCGGAACAGGAAGGAAAUCGAAACGAAUCAAGCAGAAAUCCCCAAAUCGGAACGAGUGGAAAGGGGGUUCCUGGCGUUCAAGGUUCGAAGCAGCAGAUAGCUACGGACCUGGAAGGAAAUCGAAACGGAGACAUACGGAAUCCCCAAAUCAAACUACAGGAAGCUAAGGGGUUGGAUGAAAACCCCUCCGGUAGCAUAUUGAAGAAGGAGAAGGUUGAUUGUGAGUCGUCGAGUGAUGAAUCUGACGGAGAUGGUGAUUCGCUCGCAUCUGAAACCCAGGGUACAGAGUACACAGACGAGUCCUUGGAGGAGUCUGUUCGGUCUGAAAAAGCUCUGCCCAGCAAGGAACUGUGCUCCGAUGGUGAGAGGGAUGGCCAGCAAAUGGAGCUGAAAAAGAAUUUCUUCCUAAAAGGUAACAACAGUGCCCCACGUGUCGAUCUGUCCGCGGGUAACAGGAACCUGCAGAAAUGUGGAGCUGUUCCAUGUUUUUCAUCUGAUGGUACAGGUGCCCAUAUUGAAGCCGAGGACAUUGAAGAUGGGCAUUGGGAGAACUGCUUGAUUGGUUACUUUUCAGGCAAAUUCCCAGGUAAAGCUGCCGUAAAUUCUGUUGUAGGAACAUGGAAUGCCAAGUUUGAGAUUAUCUACCAUGAUAGUGGUUAUAUCAUCUUCAAUUUUAGCGAGGUAGAGGAUUUGAUCGAAGUGCUGCAAGAGGGCCCUUACUUUGCAAAUGGCCGCCCUCUUUUGCUCAAAACAAUGCCUUAUAUGUUUCAAUUUAAUGUUGAGGAUAUGAGCGUUGUGCCAGUUUGGGUGCAGCUAAAAAAUUUGCCCCUUGAACUCUGGACUUUGAAAGCCUUGGGGAGAAUUUGCUCGGUGUUGGGAAGGCCUUUGGUUGCUGAUAAACUUACCGUCAACGGGGAGAGGGUGUCCUAUGCAAGAGUUCUGGUUGAGAUUGAUGUUGCGGAGGAUAUAAAAGGAAGUGUCGAGAUUUGGCUCCCUAAUGGUAUACAUGGAAUUACUUGAAGAUCAUCUACCUUUUGAUGAAAGACUUGUGAAGGCUUUAUUAUUUGUGGAUGCAUUCUUGAAGUUAAUAUUCUAUGUUGGACUUUAUAUUUUGCAUGGACAUUUAAUUAGGACUUGGAUAUUUUAUGGACUCAUGGGUUGAAAAUUUGAAGACUUAGCUAUUUAAUCUUGAAGUCUAUUAGGUCAUGAAGAUUCAAGUGAAGAUGUUGAAGCAAGAUCAAGCCUAAUAUCCAUGUGGCUCUCACAUGGGUUUAUGCUCCAUAGGCUACAUGGUUUUGGCCUUCCUUUUGGCACAUGUUUGAGUUCGAAAGUAUGAAUUGUGUUACGAUUUAGUGAGAGUGUUUAAUGUUUUGUCUUUCAUGCUUGUAUGGGAGUUGUAAGCAUGUUUAAUGUUUUGUCUCCUAUGUUAGUCUUUAUAUUAUUCUCAUUGUAAGAACUCUAAGGUAGCCUAUGUUUUGAAUAUUAAAAAAAAACUCCAUUGUUGAA